GCCAUAUUUGCGAUCCAAAGGUGCGCAUGGCCGUUGUAUGGGCGCACUGCAACACCAAGAUGGUCUGUGAGACUGACGAGCCCAAGGAAGAUGGUGCUGAAAGAGAUGCAGAUGAGCCCAAGAAAGGUCAUGGUGGAUGUGGUCAUAUACAACUGGCCAUUAGGAAAGAAGGACUGAAGCUUUUCGUCCAAUACAAGAGACCCAAAGAUGAGGGUGAGGAUCCUGACAAGCAGCUGAUUACACCGUCUUCGGAGGUUUAUACAAUGUUCAAGAAGAUGUCAGACUCCGACCUUCAUCUAAUAGGUCUUUCAGAUGAGUAUGCUCAUCCUGAGUGGAUGAUUCUCACCAUUAUGCCUGUCCCGCCUCCACCUGUCCGUCCCAAUGGUGGUGCUAUGCAGAGUGAAUAUGACUUGAUGUACAAGCUUGGUGAGAUUAUCAAGGUGUCUGCACAUAUAUGGCGGAAUAUGAUAUUUAAAGAACUCACAUACCAUUUUGUGCAAUUCAUCAAUUUUUUCUUGGUGGGGGUACUGGACUGA
Suillus discolor is the source of this 536-nucleotide messenger RNA. RefSeq lists its product as uncharacterized. The transcript has 4 exons. Gene Ontology annotation, biological process: DNA-templated transcription. The record is from RefSeq and is a predicted model, not a curated record. NCBI's taxonomy places the organism in Eukaryota, Fungi, Basidiomycota, Agaricomycetes, Boletales, Suillaceae. The coding region runs from base 27 to 536 and encodes 169 amino acids. Gene Ontology annotation, molecular function: DNA binding; DNA-directed RNA polymerase activity.